Branchiostoma belcheri (Belcher's lancelet) is the source of this 4056-nucleotide messenger RNA. Its product is annotated as cytoplasmic phosphatidylinositol transfer protein 1-like. Gene Ontology annotation, cellular component: cytoplasm. Gene Ontology annotation, molecular function: phosphatidylinositol binding; phosphatidylinositol transfer activity. Lineage: Eukaryota; Metazoa; Chordata; Leptocardii; Amphioxiformes; Branchiostomatidae. Gene Ontology annotation, biological process: phospholipid transport. The record is from RefSeq and is a predicted model, not a curated record. Bases 16 to 1218 code for a protein of 400 amino acids. The transcript has 11 exons.
UCCAGGAUAGAAAAGAUGCUGGGAGAUAUAGACCCCACAACUGUUCCUGCCAUGCUGAAGGAGUCAGCAGCAGGCCGGUCCAGGAGAAGUCAGGCAGCCGAAGGCCGUCCUCCAUCACAACACCGCCUCCAGUCGGCCCUCUCUCCGUUUGUGGGGAAACCCGCCACCUCUUCCACAUUCCUGCUGCAUGGAGACAGCCCUGCCGUGCUUCAGAUAGCCCCGGAUCGCGCCCAGACGUCCGCCCAGCACCCAUUUCCUCCGUCCGGUCCGGCCCGUACCGUGAGAGCCACCAUGCUGAUGAAGGAGUACCGCAUCUGUAUGCCUCUAACGGUAGAGGAGUACAGGAUAGGACAGCUGUACAUGAUUGCCAAGCACAGCCAGGAGCAGAGCAUGAAGGGGGAGGGGGUGGAGGUGGUACGCAACGAGCCCUGCGAAGACGAGGAGCACGGGAGAGGGCGCUACACGGAGAAGAGGAUUCACCUGUCCAGCCGGCUGCCCAGCUGGAUACGUGCCGUGGUCCCCAGGAUCUUCUACAUCACAGAGCGAGCCUGGAACUUCUACCCACACACCAUCACAGAAUACACGUGUUCCUUUCUGCCAAAGUUCAUCAUACUGAUUGAGACGAAGUACCAAAAUAACAACGGCAGCAGCUGCAAUUGCCUGGGUCUGACAGACGAGGAACUGACCCAGAGAGAGGUGGACUUCAUCGACAUUGCCACAGACGAGAUCCCAGACAAACAGUACCAGGCCAGCGAGGACUGCACAAAAUUCAAAUCGAAGAAGACAAACAGAGGACCUUUGGCAGAGGGUUGGAGGGACUCCCAUGACCCAAUCAUGUGUUCCUAUAAGCUGGUGACAGUGAAGUUUGAGGUGUGGGGACUACAGACCAGAGUCGAGGCAUUUGCCCACAGAGCCAUCAGGGACAUUCUGCUGGUUGGGCAUCGACAGGCCUUUGCUUGGGUGGACGAGUGGUAUGGGAUGGGCAUGGAGGAUGUUCGGGACUUUGAACAACGACUGCAGGAGGAGACUAACCAGAGGGUGUUAGCCACGCCGUCGUCUGAGAACCUCAGCAUGACCACCGCUUCUCCCGGCUCCACGCCCGAGCCCUCGCCGCUGGGCCCCGCCCCGCCCAUGGACUUCCCGCGUAGGAAAUCCUCCGCGGGCUCAGGGACCCCGACCGACGCCCCCAGCACCAGCAAACUGCCCGACCCGCAAUAGCAAGACACAGCCCCACCUGUGUGUAACAACCCACCUGCAGAAAUGCCAGACCCUGCUCCUGUGUUAGGUGUUCCUUUUGUAGCACACACUAGAGAAAUGGCCGGGAAGACAAUCUGAGUAAUCAUAGCUGACGCUGAAGGUAUAGUCUGCCGUAGGACUGCAAUGGACACACUAGCUUACUAGUCUGCGGACGCUGAAAAAGUUUUUAUCUAACUUCUCAUGUGUUCUUCUCAGAACCACAAGUACCUGUGGCUCUAAAAUGCAUACUAUCACUCUUGUACACGUAGUACAAGGUUUUGAAAUAAAGAAAAUUAAGUACACCAUACAGUACAUACCUUCUCUGAUAGUAUGGCCUGACACGUUGAUUUUUACUGUGGUGCCUUCUUGUGUCCUAUGGCAGAUAGACACUCAAUGUAAGCAUAAUUUACCUACUUAGGGUUCCAAAGUGUUUAAAAGAAGUUCAGUGUCAGGAAAGAAUAGUUUGGAUGUAGAGAUUUUGUACAGAACCACGUAUUUGUUACAGCCAAAUAAGGCCGUGAGAGAAGUUAUGUUGUAUAUGUUUAUGUAUAGAACCGACCUUUGUACAUACAAGAAAUGUGCACCGUUUCUAGAUGUAAUACACUGUGUAAUGUGAAUGUACAAAACAUGUAUCUGUGUUGUGCAGUAUUUACAACAUGACAAAAACAUCAACCACCGCAAUUUACAUGUAGUUUCACCCGCCUCUGUGCAAUGAUUCGUUUUCAGUCAGUGAAAUGAAUCUUCCUCAUAUUGUGCAUGCAGGGCUCAUAACUCAUAAUCUUUGCUCUCAACUUUUAUUAUGAAAUGAUGUAUUUAUGAAGAUUAGACAUCCAGGUAGAAUAUUACACACUUACAUUUGUAUCCAGAUCCAUUUGCUUGAUUUUGUAUCAUGUAUUUCAGAAUGAAUUCAUGCCAAAGUUUUAUAGACUCAAACAAGAUGUUUGUUUUGCAGUUGAAUGAUUCAUAAGAAGUGAUGCCAAGUGUAACAACCAGUAUUCAAAGCAACCAGUAUUGUAACCACAAAUGUAUCACUCAGUGGUGUAAUACUUCUCAUGACAGAUAGGGGGAGCCACUUAACAAGUUGCACCUUGAAAUAGAAAGUGUAUGUAUGUACAUUGUGAAUGUUAGGCCUCAGAACAAAGUGAGAUUUUAAGUUUGGGUUGAAACAAUCAAAGGUAACUGUUAGUUGUUACCAGAUUUCAGUCUGUGCCUGUUGAUGAGGUUGUUGUUGGCCUUUUAUCGCAAUGUUUUUUUAGUUUUUGUCAGCAUGACACAUGUACAACUGUAUACCAUACUUAGCAGGUAUGUAAACCCUGUAACUAUGACAUAGUUUUGGAUAUAUCAAGCCAGGAGGGCUUAACAUUGCAAAGGUCAUUGGUACAUUGACUCCAGUAUGAACAUCCAUUCAGUCACUGCAUACACAAAGAUUGUAUUCUGACUCAGGCAUAUUUGUUGAAAACAAUUUUGAGAAACAAGAAUUGUACUUACAACAGUUCAGCCAACUUCAGUGUGUUGGGAUUGAGUCCCUUGGAGCCUGUUGGAUGUACUUUUGGUGCACUCAUGUUAGGAUUGACCAGGCCACCUACUCUCUUCUGGGUAUCAGUUGAACAUGCAAUGCAUUUUGGUGUCUCAGAUAUUUAAAUACUCCCUCAGUUGCAAAUUAAGGCAGGUGUGCUUGGGAAAUUGCAAUUGGAGUAGAGGUUAUGUGGGUAUUGUCCAUGUCAUUGAUUGGUUUGACAUGACCAUGCCAAGUUCCUAUCUGCAAUUUCAGCUGGUUAGUGACAUACAUGUACAGUAAAUGUUACAAGAACAAAACGAGGGCAGUUUUAACUUUUAACCUUAGCCAAACAGUUACUUCAGUGUGCUAAAGGUUUAGUCACACGAUGUAGGGCCCCAUCCUUCCCACUGCAGCGACACAUAGCUACAGAAGUAGAACUGGAGUUAGGCCCAAUUCACACGGGGCAAAAAUAGUGUGCGGUGCGUCUUGUGCAACAGAUUUUGUGAGCGUGAAGUUUCUUGUGGCACAUCCAGGGGCGCCAUAGGAAAAUGCCGCCACGCGUCGGACUUGUUUACAUGCGUAAAAAAAUCUGCCACACGUCGUUUGACGCAGGAGAAAUAAUGUUUUUGCUCCGUGUAAAUCAGGCCUUAGUACUGCCCUGAGGAAGGCGACAGAUGGUCCACUGAAACAUGGGCCGAAAAAAACCUUUGGUUGGACUUUGUUAACCACAUUUUGGCCAUGUUUGGCAUGGUGUCAUUGGACACGGGAACUUUGUGUCACACUGCUGGUGACAUACAGGGUACAUUUGUUUGUUUUCAUGAAAGUGGUUAACAGUCUGUGACCUAGCAAUAUGUAGUCAAAGAUGUGUUGGUAUUGAUUGAUUGUAUACUAUGAUAGGGAAUAAAGCAAUAUCUGUUAGUUGCCAUAAAUUUUUGUUCUGGUCAAAGUAGUGAAUUUUAGUACAGUGGCCAAAUCACUUGGUUUAUCAUGUAUGGGGAUGUGUGUGUACCUCAGUCAUUGUCUUCUCAAUGUUUGCUGGAAGUUUAAAUGCUUUAUUUCCUGGCUAGAAACUGGUUGACAGUACCGGUUAAGUUUGUUUAUUCAGUUCUAAUCUCACCACAUCCCCAGGUUAAGAAGCCCAAGCCACAUCUGAAUAACGAAUGCCCCACCGACAUGGCUAGCUACUUUGUACCAUACUGAUGUUCAUGUUGUAAAAAGUGUACAAUACUGGAGUGUACAGAAUCAUAUGGCUACUCCAGUACUUACAAUUCAAUAUUCUCAUGUAUAGCAACCCAAGAUGACAAAAUAUACAUGUAAACCCA